GCCCGUCAUGGCUCGUAUAGUUUACGUAACUUUGGUACUGGUGGUAACAGUGGUAAUCUGGUAAUCAGCGUACGGGGCGCUCCUCAUACCUGCCUCUAUGGACUGACUGACUGACUGCUUUUUGCCUCUGGGCGAGCAUCUUCUUUCUUACUCAACGACACACUCACUCUCACUCUCAUCUUUCAACCUCUUUUUUUUGUCCUCCUUCGCAUCGCUCUUCUUCUCUUCUUCUCUUCCCCCGCGACCCUUUUCUUCACUCUCUUCUCCAAAUUCAUCCUCACCCCCAUCCUUACCUCUCCCUACUCUCCCCCUCUCGACGCUUCUCCUACCUAACCUUUGCGAGCUUUUCACUAAGCCUCGUUGAGUCUCGUUGCUCCUUCAACUACCGAACUUCCCUCCACUCCAAUAUUCCUCCUCUCCGAGUUCCCGAACUCACGUUUCGUGUGAUGGCUGCCAAUUCCAACAUAUCCUACAUAUUCUAAACUCCCAUUUACAACAAUUCUGUUCCGCUGAGCCUCAUUCCUUUCUCCUGUUGGACCUGUGACGGGACAUUUCACCCUCGCAUCGAUCUUUUUUUGUUUUUGUUUUUUUUAUCCUUUCGUUCUCUCGUUGCCGGAUCGAUUCGCCUCAGAUGUCGCUAUUCUAAAGAGCCCACUACCUUGUGAAGUCGUUUGAAGACCCCAGGGCUCGUCGUCCGUCGACGAACCCUUGUUAACACUUGGGAAGUGGUGGACGUGUAGACGACGUCGCCUCCUUCAAGUCGUCUACCCCCACCAGCCCUGGACGGGAUCUAUCUUUUCCAUCAUGCCGUCGUUCUUCUCCUCCACUCUUUCUACCUUCCCUCCCACUCCACCUCAUGUUAUUGGCAGCCGUCUCGAAUCAGAGACGCCGUUCUAUCAGCAAAAUAAUUCUGCCUAUGCCAUGAGAUUUCCUCAAAACGGCUAUGAUUUUAUCGAAAAGUUCUCGCAGACCGCCAACGCCAACUACCAAAACCAUGGCCCGAUGACUACGCACUCGCAGUCAUUACAUCCGCUACACGGAGGUCGGGAAAUGGGUUCUUCUCAGACGAUGGUAUCGCACCAGGCCCUUCCACAAGCCAUCUAUGGCACGGUGAACCCUCCUAUCCUGCCUCCCAUUCGUUCAAGCACGAAGCUUCCCCCGAUGGACAACGCGAUUCCUCCGCAGUAUCGACGACAAGAAAAAGUCAAUCACCAGGACUCACGACCCAAGGAGGAAAAACCGACCGGAGGCGUGGCGGCCCACCUGGACUACGAGAUGGGUCAGAUGUCGGAUUUCGUGGCGGAAAUGGCCCAGGGAAUUGUUUACCCAGGAACAACAGUCCCGCCCCAAUUCCGAAAAUACGUCUCACAGAUUCUUUCUUCAACUCGUCUACCUAGCUCCACCAUUCUUCUAGGCCUCUACUACUUGGCAUGUCGAAUGCGGAUGCUUUCAGCAGCUGAUGUCUACAAGUCUGGAAGCUCUCAGGUCUACCGCAUGCUUACCACCGCUCUUUUGCUUGGAAGCAAGUUCCUCGACGACAAUACGUUCCAAAAUCGCUCUUGGGCGGAAGUUAGCAAUAUUCCCGUUGCGGAAUUGAAUGCGAUGGAAUUGGAGUGGCUUUUCGGGUUUGAAUGGAACAUCCAUAACCGUAUCCACAACAAGCAAGACGGGUUCAUGUCGUGGAAGGCACAUUGGGAUACAUGGCGCGCAAAGGCUGAUGCAAGGGCGAACGAGUCUCGCAGUAAACUUGCUCCCAUUGAUACAAACAUCCAAAGACAGCAUGCAUCUCAACAGAAGGCGGCGCUUCUGUCCCCCGAUGGGCCAAUUCCCCCUCAAUAUCAGAGGGGUGCGUGGCUAAGCUCUAAUGCUUCAGAUUACUCUCCGCCUUCAGCGCCUCAUAGCGGUCCUAAUACGCCUGAUUACUACCGUCCUGCCCCUUGGGCAUACAGCAACCCGCCACCUCCGUAUUCUCGUGGCUGGGUUGUCCCUCAACAGUACAUUCCUCCGGCUCCCCGAUCGCAACCGCCAUCCUAUCACCACACGCCUUCCUAUACACACGCCUUCUCACCAACGGGUUGGACUGGACAUGGAUCGUCCUGUGGCUGCUUGUAUUGUGCGAAACACCAAGAGCACUACCUACAUACAGUAGCUUUUGGCAUUCAACCUGUUGCCGGCUAAUCUACUCUCUGUCCGGGAUAUCGGGUUUAUUCUCUCCUGCCUAAUUAUCGUGGCAUGUCUUUCGAUCGAGUUCCCUUGGCAGACACUCCUCAUAUACCCGUUGAGAGCCCGCAUUUCGUUGCGACAUUCUUUCAUUUCCUCGAUCGUCAUUACCGUUCGAUCCUUUACGUUGUUAUUUUGAUACAUUCGGUUUACGAUCCCAUAUACCGCGCGAUUAUUACAUUACUCCCUGUCAAAAAAACAUCACUUGAUUUCAGUUCUGUGCAAUCGAUCCGAAAAAAAAUUUCCUUGUUUUAAAAAAAAAUACAUCAGGAGCACGGUGAAAAGCGAGCGAGCAUCUAGAGUAUCUAAUCGAUCUAUAUCCAUCUCCUCUUCCUUCGGUCUCCGACUUCUAAUACUUUUUCUCAACCGAACUGUCCUUCGAGACUACCCAAAAUCGCGUUACUAGCUCAAAAUUGAGCACAAAAACAGCCUGAUGUUUUGCCUGCCCUCUUUAUUUGCGCUUUGCGGAUGAUUUACGAUUUUAUUUUGCUCUCGUAUUUGAAAUCUAUUCUCCUUGUGCGCUUUUGUCAUCCCUCCUUAUUCCUUGAUCGUUUCUUCUCUAAUACCUGUUCACAUUAGCCAGUUGGGCGCAAUAGUGUGGUGAACCUCCCAUUUUUUCCCCGUCAAAUUUCUCUUUGCCCCUUAGUUAUUUUUUUUUAUUUUUUUUUUUUGCCCCUUUUCUUUUCAAAACGAUUUACUGAGAUUGAUACGAUUUUUCGUUUGCAUUUUCUGUUCUUGCUCAAUUUUUCAACUUUCGAACUGGCGUUACUUUUCUCGCCCAAAUUUUCCUCCUUUGUGAACUUUCUGUGGAUUCGUCGAGCACAUUUUCUUGUUUCCCCAUCUGCGCAAAAAUUUGGUCCAGUUUCAUACUUUUUAUCUGCUAUUUUUGUAUUGAUUGCGUUCCAUCAGGAAUUUUUCGACCGGGGGUGGGGUAUCAACUGCAGAUAUUGCGUGUUACUCAUUUCUGACGUCUGGGCUUUGUUGUUGUCUGCUGAGUAGUGGUGCGAAAUGUGGAAAGAAAAUAUUUUUCGUGUGGCUGGCGUUGGUGCCGAGUCUUCUGAGCAUAUCCUCCGGCUUUGUUUGUGGUUUCGUGUAUCUUUUGUGGUUCUCAUCUUGUUGGUCAUUUCCCAGAAUUUUCCCUUGUCCUUCAUUUUUCCUUCUCACACUGACCUUACCUUUCCACUUCUUGUAAUCAAUUCUACGAUUUUCCCGCGUUUUUCCUUACCCCGUCUGUUUUGAGUUCUUUCUUUCUUCAUUUUCUUAUUCCUUUCAAUUUUUAGUCUCACUGCUUUUCAUUUUCACAUUUUCACAUACACAUUACUUUACAGCACAUAACUUUCUUGUCCAUCAUGGGACCAACUUUUGUUAUCAAAAAAAGAGUGAUUUGGAGGAAAAGAUACCCUCGUUUAUUCGUGCAUUAAUUUUCACUUUUUUUUUCAAAUUUUGAUUUCUUGCAGCUUUCCUAUUGUUUCAUAAGGUUUGCGGUUUUCCUAUCUUCUCAUUUUGACCUUUGUCUUUUUCCUAAAUGAAACCAGCUUGGUUUUGGUUUGGAAUUAGUACUCUAUAACAGCUCUGUUGUGUCCUUGAUUUUUUUUUUUUUUUUUUCUCCUCCUGGAAUGGUGAAGAAGGACUGAGGAACGGCUGAGCAGCGUUUUAAGCUUCAAGUUUAGAUAGUGAAAAGAACGAUGUAUGUAUGUAUGGUUGAGAACGGACGAAAAGAUAAGAUCAGAGGGGGGGGGGGAAAUCAGGAGACUAGCCAAAAAUGGAACGUACAUAACUAUUCCUGGUAAAGUUUUCCUUUGAAUAUCGUUGAUUCUAUUUUCGUCUGCGUGCUCGUCUGAAUCCGCUGCUACUACGAGGCUACAUGAACCCUUCUGGCCUAACUACCGUUCAACCAUGUUGAAGGCUAUCUAUCACUUUACGGUUCUGAGUCGCGUCGCCGAUCUAUGCGCAAGCCCUUUCAUAAAUACUGUGUACCAGUGGCCCCGUCAUGACUUACUUACGGCGGAGGCAAUAAUGUACUAUAUCCCUAUCUACCCACCAACCUACAUCUACCACCUACCUUAUGGUGUCCAGGGAACAACCUAGUUAGUUAAAAUCGAAAGAUUCAAAUAAGCUCAUUCACGUGACACUGCUUAACCUUAAAAUAUGGUCUGGUCCUGGUUGAGGCGGGAAGGGAAGGGAAGGGAAAUCAAUAUCUUGGUUUGGUUUGGUUAGAAGGAGCAUGUACAGUACUCAGUUGCUGCUUUUCCUGUCUGGGAAGGAGGGCCCAGAAGGGGGGGGGAACACGGUGGUUUUUGUUUUUUUUGCUGCUGUGGUUUCACGGAAGAGGUGCAGUAACUAUUUUGUUGUUCAUGUUUCCAAUUCUCACUGAAUAUACCACGGUGGUUUGCAAAGUAGGCCAUGGUUUCCUUUCGUAUCAGAUGGCUUGUUCUUGAGAGAAUUGUGGAUUCUAUUAUCCAGUAACAUAUACUAGGGUUUGCAGUCGGGGAUGGUACAUGCACAGACAGUACAUUAGAUUGACUAUUAUUGGGCGAUCUACACGAAAAAGCCAAGUGACGCCAGGUAUAACUGAAAGAAAAAGGGGUCGCGCCGUCAAGGUACGCGGAACUUUCAUUUAAACUACUAUCUAAUAAAAACCAAUCCAUUCCUCCUGGGAAUAGACAUACCUGUUUUAUUUCUUUGGAUUCAUUCCUACAAGGCCUCACCCUAUACUCCAAUUGGGCAUCCGAAAUUCAUCUCUCACAUUUCCACUAUCGUAGAGCAUCAUUGGGAUCUUCGUUUUUCAUAUACAUCGCCGUAGGGAGUAAAGGCGACGGUGGAGUGAGUGGGUGUGAUAUAAGGGUCUCAUCUCAUCAUAAUGUUUAGUCCUCUUUCCUCAUCCUGUUUUUAUCCGUGGCAGAAUCGAAAAG
Molecule: messenger RNA, 5132 nt
Organism: Blastomyces dermatitidis ER-3
Lineage: Eukaryota; Fungi; Ascomycota; Eurotiomycetes; Onygenales; Ajellomycetaceae
Product: meiotically up-regulated 80 protein
Exons: 3
Coding region: 805-2178 (457 amino acids)
Biological process (GO): regulation of cyclin-dependent protein serine/threonine kinase activity
Cellular component (GO): cyclin-dependent protein kinase holoenzyme complex; nucleus
Molecular function (GO): cyclin-dependent protein serine/threonine kinase regulator activity; protein kinase binding
Source: RefSeq, a predicted model, not a curated record